Molecule: messenger RNA, 1766 nt
Organism: Rhipicephalus sanguineus (brown dog tick)
Lineage: Eukaryota; Metazoa; Arthropoda; Arachnida; Ixodida; Ixodidae
Product: NIF3-like protein 1
Exons: 1
Coding region: 44-964 (306 amino acids)
Cellular component (GO): cytoplasm; mitochondrion
Source: RefSeq, a predicted model, not a curated record
UCACCAAAAGUUGGAAGAGCGAUGAGGAGUUUCGCCACUGAGCAUGUUCGGCUACAGUACUGGUAAGGCGGGCCGGUGUUGUCUGACUGCAACAGUCGCUUUAUUUCUGCGUAGAAAUCGCUCAAGACAGUGGCCCACGAUCCACAGGUACGUGCAUCACGACCGUAAAGACUGCGCAAUAAUGGAAUUACCGAAAGUGGUCGAAAUACUGGAGCGCAUCGCACCGCCAUCGACGGCGGCGUCGUGGGACAACGUCGGUCUGCUGGUCGAGCCUAGCGGUACGCCUGUCGUGAAGAACGUCUUUUUCACGAACGACCUCACGCUGCCAGUGAUGGACGAAGCGGAAGAGCGAAACGCUCAGCUGAUCGUGUCCUACCACCCGCCCAUCUUCGCGCCACUGCGCGCGCUUCGUCAGUCUCAGUGGAAGGAGAGGCUUGUGAUCCGCUGUAUCGAGAGGGGCAUCGCGAUCUACUCGCCGCACACGGCUUGGGACGCCGUCGACGGAGGGGCCAACGACUGGCUAGCCUCGUGCCUCGGCUCAGCUUCGACUACGGAACCGCUGACAACCGACGGCGCGGGCCGGAGGCUAUGUCUGGACCCUCCCGUGACCCUGGAAGAACUAGCAGUGCGGCUCAGAACGCACGUGGGUGCGUCCAAAGUGCGGCUGGCGCUGGCCGUGCGGCACACCGCGACCUCUGCCAUCUCGAGCGUCUCCCUGUGCGCGGGCUCCGGCAUUUCCGUGCUGCGCGAUGACUUCGACGAUGCCGAACUGGUAAUCACGGGCGAAAUGUCGCACCACGACAUACUGGACGCCACGCAAAGGGGUGCCUCUGUUUUGUUGUGCGAGCAUGCAGUAUCCGAACGCGGUUCGCUUGUGCGAUUGGCUAAGCGAAUGAGCCGAGAGGCACCCGACCUCACUGUGAUCAUUUCGCAAGCAGACACUGGACCACUUCAACUCGUCUAAUUUUCUUUUAUUGUCGCUACUUGACCGGUUUCAUGUGCCACAGGCCGUCGUUGAGGUAGUGCACGUUCUCCACGCCGAUACCCUUGUUGAUACUCGCUCUGCAAGCACAAGCAGAAUAACAUUAGUAACAUUUGGAACCUAAAGUGUCGGACUAGAGCACGCCAAAUACAGUGCAGCACUUGGCUGACAUAAUUAUUGGAGAUGCUUGCAUAUGAAAUUGAGAUUGGACUAAAUGUUGUCCGGUCGGGAUGUAAUGGCAUGGUAGAAAUAAAAACAUUGAACGCCGACCAAAAAGGUGUUGUCGAAAAUGUAAUGACGUUUCAGGUGACAUUUUGCCCGUGAUUACCAGUCCAGCAGAGUGAACAAGACUUCUGUGUGGAAGCCAAAACGUCACUAUAUUUUUUGACAACACCUUUUUGGUCAGCGUUCAGUGUUUUUAUUUCUGCCAUGCCUGCAUAUGCGGUGUUCUUGUUUGGCCUCAGCGAUACCAGCCAAUGCUACCAUGUGCACGAGUGGAAUAUUAUGCCGUUUGAGGUGUACCCAUCUUUAAUGCGACAGAGUGCUGUGCCAAGCAGAAACGUCUAGUGAUGAUAUUUCACUUGUAGAUACAAUGCAUUCUUAACAGCGGCUUGAAACAUAACGAAACACUUACAUGUCAUCCGUAGACAUUGUUGUAAAGCCAACAGCCAACGAGUGCUCCUUGCCUUCGGCCAUGAUUGCCUAAUGAACGGUCAAGGAAUACAGCGACAGUACCCACAAUUGUUAACUGAAGUCUCAGCAUAAGUUUUCACCAGUUUCCUUC